UCCAAAGGUCACAAGCCAAAACAGAGUCAGGUGUCCGCCUCGACAUCGUCCCGUCUCUCCUUGACUUUACGGCUUGGGGGUAAAAAGGGUCGCUCAUUGAGUUUAUUGCUGCUGCUCCUGUUAAUUGUCCGCUCCUUUUAACGAUUUCCUAGCCGUUCACCGUUGGGCCACGACGAACUGUGAUUGGGGUGUGACGCCGGCCUCCGAAUCGAACCCGUCAAUCUCCGACCGCUGAUAAGCAUACCGACUCGACCGAUUCUCACUGGCUCCAGGGGCAUGUAAUAGCUGGGAAGAACGCAACAGCAGCAAUCAUGUCGAACUUCGGUAGGGACUCGACUCCGCCCACGCACCAGCGACACAUGUCGACAUCUCCGGGGUCCUACUUGGGUCGGUCGUUUGGUCGUGCCGGGUCAACAGCUCGUCUCGCCUCACCCGUCACACAUCGCUCCCCUGGGCAACAAGCGCCAGUACCAGCGGGCGAGGAAUCGUCUUCCGGCAAUGUGACGCCGCUCCCGGGUCCGGGCUCAUACGUCGCUGGGCCCGGCGUCUCUGCACUUGCCGCCGCGCUCUCCAAUUCGAUCGGCACCCCACCUCCGCGUUUCGGCACACCGCCUGUCAGAUCUGCUUCUCCUGUCCCGGCUCCGCCCAAUUUUGCACCAUCGGGGACCCCAAACUACUAUGGCUCCUUUGAUGCGAGGAGGCCUAUGGCCUACGAGGACCCCGAGGUCAUCAAGAGGCACUUGGUCCAGCCCGGCGAUGUCGGUUCAGACGAUGGGUCGAGGAGCCUCAGCGAUGGGUCCAAGGGCAAACGACCGGCCGACUGGAACCGCUCCGGCCUCGAUGACGAGUUUUCGAGUCUGCGACUGCAGGGAGGCGACAUCACACGACCAAUAUACAAGUGGACGGAAGAGGCCGACCAACGGAACAGGAUGCAGCGCAGCAAGAGCUUCAGUGUCCCCAGGCCGGAGCCUGAGAACGAAGAGCUUGACAUCAACCAUAUCAAAGUACCUGGGGGCUUCAGGCGUAACUUCAUUCGGCGGGCUGCUAGGGAUUCCGACGAAGUGGAGCACGGCCUGGGCGCUAGCCAGAAAGCACAGCCUCAAUUGUUUACAAACUCCUUUCUAGAAUUCCUCAGCCUUUAUGGACACUUUGCCGGUGAAGAGCUCGAGGAAGACGAUGAGGUGCUAAAACCGGGGGAGUAUUUCACUUCGGGAAGCGAGGCCGACUUUUACGAUGAAGUGUCUGACGAGGAUCGAGAGCCAAUGGAAGAUAGCGCUUUAUUAACGCCCUCAAGGCGAAAACGGAGGCGGAAGGAACGUGGAGGGAGCGGACAGAACAGUCCCAUGAGCGCAGCCUUGCUGCUGCUAAAGUCGUUCGUCGGUACCGGCGUCCUGUUCCUGCCCCGCGCAUAUCUCAACGGCGGUAUGCUGUUUAGUAACCUGGUCCUGCUAUUUGUCGCGGCGCUGAGCUACUACUGCUUCGUCCUGCUUGUCACGACCAGGUUGAAAAUAGAGGGUUCGUUCGGCGACAUAGGCGGCAUUCUUUACGGCAAAUGGAUGAGAGCGCUCAUCUUGGCAUCCAUCGUCAUCAGCCAGAUCGGCUUUGUUGCAGCCUACAUCGUAUUCACGUCGGAAAACUUGCAGGCCUUCAUUCUCGCCGUGUCCAAUUGCCGGACCCUGAUCCCGAUUACAUGGCUCAUCAUUAUCCAAAUGGUCAUAUUCUUGCCUUUCUCACUCCUCCGCGACAUCGGCAAGCUUGGCUUCACGGCACUCAUCGCUGACGCCUUCAUCGUCAUCGGCCUAGCCUACCUCUUCUACUACGACAUCCUCACUCUCAACACGCACGGUUUGGCCGACAUCAUCAUGUUCAACCAAAAGGACUGGACGCUCUUCAUCGGCACGGCCAUUUUCACCUUUGAAGGCAUUGGCCUCAUCAUCCCGAUCCAGGAGUCGAUGCGGCAGCCGCAAAAGUUCCCCAAGGUCAUGUUCGCCGUCAUGGUCAUUAUCACGACGCUGUUCACCGUCAUGGGUGCCGUGUCGUACGCCGCGUACGGGUCGAAGACGGAGACGGUGGUGCUGCUCAACCUACCGCAGGACGACAAGAUGGUCAAUGGCGUCCAGUUUCUCUACUCGCUCGCCAUCCUGCUCUCGACCCCGCUGCAGAUCUUCCCCGCCAUCCGUAUCACCGAGAACGCCCUAUUUACCAGGAGCGGCAAGUACAACCCGUACAUCAAGUGGCAGAAGAACGUGUACCGCUUCUUCGUCGUCGCCCUCUGCGCCCUGAUUGCCUGGGGCGGUGCGGACAACUUGGACAAGUUCGUCGCCUUGGUCGGUAACUUUGCCUGUAUCCCGCUGGUGUACAUUUAUCCGCCUAUGCUGCACUACAAGGCGGUUGCGAGGACUUCGCUGCGCAAGGCAUCGGAUAUCCUGCUGUGCAUAUUUGGCUUUGUGGCCAUGGCGUACACGACUUCCCUGACGGUGAUGAGCUGGGCGUCCGGGUCUGGCGGUGGGGGGCUGCCAAACUAUUGCGACAGCAAAGGAAAUGGGCUGUAGGAGACCCUAGGUGGCCUUGGAGGGAUGGAUUGGAAUUAUGCAUAUGGAACUUUUCUUCUGUUUAUUUCUAUAUAGCGAUCCUAGAGCAUCGUGGGCGUUUUUCACUGGUCUAUCAUUGCACUGGCAGAAGGAAGUUAGGGGUUGGCGUGGUUUCUGGGAAUUGUUGGAAUUGUCACAGCUUCAGCUGCAGCACAUAUCAUCAAUCAUGUAGACAGGCCAUCUCAGGAAGACAGGCGGUAGAGGUAGAUGGGCAGAUUGAGGCGGACGAGGCUCAGAAUGAGAAGCGUCUAGUCGGCGCGGUUCAUACAAUCUAUGGAUAGAAGAGGGAAGGAAAUUAGCGCAAUCGUCAUUAUGUUUUGGUCCUUCACCCUUCUGCGGGUUCUCAAUUCUAGUGACUGCCUCGGUUGA
Canariomyces notabilis is the source of this 2960-nucleotide messenger RNA. RefSeq lists its product as uncharacterized. Lineage: Eukaryota; Fungi; Ascomycota; Sordariomycetes; Sordariales; Chaetomiaceae. The coding region runs from base 312 to 2552 and encodes 746 amino acids. Gene Ontology annotation, cellular component: vacuolar membrane. The transcript has 2 exons. Gene Ontology annotation, molecular function: L-tyrosine transmembrane transporter activity. Gene Ontology annotation, biological process: amino acid transmembrane transport. The record is from RefSeq and is a predicted model, not a curated record.